AUGUCUGCUAGGGACAAGGUGAGGGCUUCUGCCGAGUUGACCAACUCCACGGGACCCGUUACCCAGGGUCAACGCCGAAGACAGCCCGGGGGUGCCUGA
Molecule: messenger RNA, 99 nt
Organism: Fusarium odoratissimum NRRL 54006
Lineage: Eukaryota; Fungi; Ascomycota; Sordariomycetes; Hypocreales; Nectriaceae
Exons: 1
Coding region: 1-99 (32 amino acids)
Source: RefSeq, a predicted model, not a curated record